This is a messenger RNA of Stereum hirsutum FP-91666 SS1, 2141 nucleotides long. Its product is annotated as FAD-binding domain-containing protein. The coding region runs from base 287 to 1858 and encodes 523 amino acids. The record is from RefSeq and is a predicted model, not a curated record. The transcript is spliced from 13 exons. Gene Ontology annotation, cellular component: mitochondrion. Gene Ontology annotation, molecular function: FAD binding; D-lactate dehydrogenase (NAD+) activity; D-lactate dehydrogenase (cytochrome) activity. Gene Ontology annotation, biological process: lactate catabolic process. NCBI's taxonomy places the organism in Eukaryota, Fungi, Basidiomycota, Agaricomycetes, Russulales, Stereaceae.
CGUAUCCCAUGACCGGUGUGAAUUAGCCAUGCAUGCUAGCAAUGACUCAAAAAGAUCUCUUUAUCACGACUUUACUCAGGACUACGACCUGGUCGACUGUUGUUCGGGGUGAAAGCGUCGUUGAGCUCGAAACACUCUUAUGGCGUCCAUUUCUCGUCGGUUCGUCUCUGCGUCGAGGCUGGGAACGCGAAGGACCAUCUCUCCAUCUCUAGAGAUGUUAAAGUUGCCUGCAUACUCACUGCAACGAGGCUUUCAACAAACAUCCCGCCUGCAAAGCACGUCAAGCAUGGCUCGAACCUCAUCAUCGUCCGGGAGGCUACUUGCAGCCGUUCUCACAGCCUCUACUCUCUCCGGCCUCGCUGGAUUCUUCUACGCACGAGAACGACCAGAUGUAGUUGACACUCUGACGAACCCACAAUUCGGAAGCCCAAAGGACUACGAGCGAGGUAUCGAGGAGCUUCGGUCAACUUUACCUUCCGAGGAUAUGGUCUCCACGAACCCUGAUGAUCUUCUUGCUCAUGGUUGGUCAUCCCACGUCUGGCAUCCUGGACUACCCCAUACCGUUGUCGUGUAUCCGACGUGUACUGAGGACGUCGUCAAGAUCGUCAAGAUAGCGAAGAAGUACCGGAUGCCUGUCAUACCUUACAGUGGUGCUACGAGCUUGGAGGGUCAUUUCCUUGGGAGCGAGUAUGGAGGCAUUUGCGUUGAUAUGUCGGGCAUGGACAAAAUAAUCGAAACUCACGAGGCCGACUCUGACGUCGUAUGCCAACCCGGCAUCGGCUGGAUGGACCUCAACGAGACCCUCAAAUCCAAAGGCAUCCCUCUAUUCUUCCCCCUCGACCCAGCUCCCAGCGCCACAAUCGGUGGCAUGCUUUCCACCGGCUGCUCAGGAACCAAUGCUGUCAGAUACGGUACAGCGAAAGCAGAAUGGUUUCUCAAUGCUACCGUCGUUCUUCCUUCCGGAGAAGUCAUCAAGACUCGUCGUAGAUCCCGAAAAUCGUCUGCCGGUUUCGACGUGACGAAGCUUUUCAUCGGCGCCGAAGGGACAUUAGGGAUCGUCACCGAAGUGACCAUCAGGCUGGCACCGGUGCUCCCAUACAGGGUGGCGACAGUGCAGUUCCCGGACGUCAAGCACGCCACAGAGGCCGUAGUCGAAGUCCUGAACAAAGGCGUCGGUAUACAAUGCGUCGAACUCCUCGAUCGCGACUUCAUGACCGCCACGAAUCAGUUCGGCGCUUCCGGGCGCCAAUACCCCGUCUCCGACCACCUCUUCUUCAAAUUACAAGGCCCGAGCACGAACUCGAUCUCCGAGACGGCGAAGAUAGUGAAGGAGGUUGCGGAGCGGCAUGGAGGGAAGGGGUGGAGGAUGGCGAAGAACGAUAGUGAGGGGGCGGAGAUGUGGAUGGAUCGGAAGAUGGCGCAUUAUACGGGGAUGGCGUAUGGUGGGGCGGGAGCCAAGGGAUGGUCUACGGAUGUUUGUGUCCCGAUAUCGAAGCUGCCUCAGCUCAUUCAGGAGACGCAUGAGGAUAUCAUCAGGUCCGGCCUCAAAUGCACCAUGGUCGGACAUGCAGGCGAUGGAAACUUCCAUACCCUCCUGCUCUUCAAAACCGAGGAAGAACUCAAGGUCGUACGCGAAGUAGUCCAUCGGAUGGUCCACCGCGCCAUCUCCCUCGACGGAACUUGCACCGGAGAGCAUGGCGUCGGUGUCGGAAAGAAGGAGCACCUGUAUGAAGAGCUCGGAGCGGGGACGGUGGAGCUCAUGAAGACAAUCAAGAGAACUAUCGAUCCGUUGGGGUUGUUCAAUCCUGGGAAGCUGUAUCCGGAUGCGCCGGGGAAGGAUCCGCACGCUGAGCCUUGAUGUCUAACGCUCGCGGAAUUGACAAGGACCAUACUUACGAACGGUUGUGGAUAUGUGGUCGAAUGAUGAAACACCAGUCUCAAACCUCCACAGCCGCAAUAGAAAGCUCGCUGGGUCCUUUCUUCCGACCAGACUGUAAUUCUUUCGCAGACGGGGGGUAGUAUUCACCUUCCCCAGGCAAGAGCAGCGUUCUUAGAGCCAGCACUUCAUCGGCAUGUAUUGAACAGUGGAAUGCUGGGCAUGCUUUGACAAAUGUUGGUUUGUUGCGCAAUUUAUGAUACUC